CUCAAUAAAAAGCCAAAGAACGCUAAAAGCUCUAAUAUGCCAAGAAAGAGAGGCAAACAAAUUAAAGUACCUGUUGGUGAUCCCUCCUCCUCUCAAUCCUUGUUAAGGGCUCCAAUUUCAUUCAUGGGGACAUUUGCAAUAUCUGAUGGUCAUGGUGGACCUAAUGUUGAGAUCUUAAUCGAUGUCAAUGGCAUGCCUCCUACUUCGAAGUAUGCAUCAGGGAUUACAAGACCAAAAUCAAGCCUUGAAAUAGAAAAUCUGGAAGUUGAGACUGGUGGUCUGAUAAAGGAUGUUGAUAACUGUGAAGAUGCCGAGAAGUUCACAUCAUUACAUGACUUGUGUCAGGAAUCGAACCAAUAUCAAACAAUCCCUGCUCAAACACAUGCUACUAGCAGCUUUGGAUUAUCGCCGCAAGCAAGUGAAUUGGGAUCUUCUCAAUGUGCAUCUCCAGAAGAAAUAGUAUACGGAAAGUUAACUACAAAGUCUGUAUAUCAAGUCUUUUGCUAUCUUUCUACCACCCAAAAAAAAAAAUAG
Elaeis guineensis (African oil palm) is the source of this 534-nucleotide messenger RNA. NCBI's taxonomy places the organism in Eukaryota, Viridiplantae, Streptophyta, Magnoliopsida, Arecales, Arecaceae. The record is from RefSeq and is a predicted model, not a curated record.